Messenger RNA from Musa acuminata AAA Group (dessert banana), 3066 nucleotides. RefSeq lists its product as uncharacterized. Gene Ontology annotation, molecular function: protein phosphatase regulator activity; protein phosphatase binding. The record is from RefSeq and is a predicted model, not a curated record. NCBI's taxonomy places the organism in Eukaryota, Viridiplantae, Streptophyta, Magnoliopsida, Zingiberales, Musaceae. The transcript has 19 exons. The coding region runs from base 438 to 2804 and encodes 788 amino acids.
GCAGUGUAAUUAUAACAGCCGAUCCGCCCACACAUCCUACCAAGACACCUCUAUUGUUCAUCCGGAACACUCCGUCCCGCGAUCGAAGGCUUCGCCCGUCCCGUCCCUCCGCACGCUUUUCCGGUCCUCUCCUCGUCUCGAGCCCGCUCGAGCUCGAUCCCCCUCCGCCGAUCAAUUUACUCGGCGUUCCUUUUGUCGGGUCGUCGUUUCUCUCCGCUAUUCGAUCUGCUUCCCCGUCGAGGAGGACCCGGUGAGGAGACGAUCGGGGGCGCCAGGAUCGAGACCAUAGGGUUUUGCUCCUGUUUCUCGGGUUUUCUUGGAGUUCUUGAGGUUGCGGGAGGCGGAUUGGUGGGUGGGGUUUGGUUCUGGGAACCCUAGAUCUGAGGGUUGGGGCGUCCGGGGAGGCUGUUGGGAUCUUGUGAUUAAGGGCCGUCAAGAUGUUCUGGCGCAUGACUGGAUUCACCCAAGCGUCUCCUGUGGAUGCUAUUUUGGAGAAGGAAAACUUUACUCUGGAAGAGCUUCUUGAUGAGGAUGAAAUUAUUCAAGAAUGCAAAGCACUGAAUACGCGUCUUAUAAAUUUUUUGAGAGAGAAGUCCCAAGUGGAGCGACUGCUUCGAUAUAUUGUAGAGGAGCCUCCUGAGGGUGCUGAUAACAAGCAUGUUUUCAAGCUUCCUUUUAUUGCUUGUGAGAUAUUUAUUUGUGAGGUUGAUAUCAUACUGAGGACGUUGGUUGAGGAUGUGCAGCUGAUGGAUCUAUUAUUCUCAUUCCUCAAGCCUGAUCGCCCACAUAGUACAUUUCUGGCUGGUUAUUUUAGUAAGGUUGUAAUAUGCCUGAUGAUGCGGAAGACAGGCCCUCUUCUCAAUUAUAUCCAAGGCCAUCCAGAGAUAAUUUCCCAACUCGUUGAUCUCAUUGGAAUCACAUCAAUAAUGGAGGUGCUUAUUCGAUUGAUUGGCGCUGAUGAAAAUAUGCACUCCAACUAUGUGGAUACAAUGCAGUGGUUGGAAGAUACAGAUGUUCUUGAGAUGAUUGUGGAUAAGUUUAACUCGUCGGACUCUUUUGAAGUCCAUGCCAAUAUAGCAGAAAUUCUUUGUGCCAUUACUCGAUGUGCCCCUCCUGCGCUUGCAGCUAAAAUUUGCAGCCCAAGUUAUGUGGGGAAAUUGUUUUGUCAUGCACUGCAAGAUUCCAGACCUAAAUCGGUGUUGUAUCACUCCCUAUCUUUCUGCAUUUGUUUGUUAGAUCCUAAGCGACUGGUAGCAUCUUCUUUUCAAGCAUUUAGAAGCCAGCUAAAUCAUGGAUCAUUUGUUCCUGCUAGUGAAGACACUAUCCAGGCCAUGCUGGAGAGACUUGGUGAUUUACUGAAAUUGUUGGAUAUUUCAUCCUCGGAUAGUGACUUGCUAACGACUUAUGGUAACCUACAGCCUCCACUUGGAAAACACCGUUUGAAGAUUGUGGAGUUCAUUUCUGUUUUAUUAACUACUGGUAGUGAAGCUGUUGAGAAAGAAUUGAUCCAGCUGGGAGCAAUAAAGCAUGUUAUAGAGUUGUUUUUUCUGUACCCUUUUAAUAAUUUUCUGCAUCAUCAUGUUGAAGAUGUUGUAGGAUCAUGCUUAGAGAGUAAGAGGACUCUGUUAAUUGAACAUAUUUUGCAUGAUUGCGACAUUGUCAAUAAAAUUCUUGCGGCAGAAAAGCAAUCUUUCUUGUCAACUGAUUCUACUAAGGCUACUAUAUCUGCAGAGGGACGAUCACCUCCAAGAAUAGGGAAUUUGGGUCACAUGACACGCAUUGCAAACAAGCUUAUUCAAUUGGGAAACAACAACAGCUUAAUCCAGACACACUUGCAGGAAAAUAGUGACUGGGUUGGUUGGCAUAGCAAUGUACUCUUAAAGCGGAAUGCGAUAGAAAAUGUUCACCAGUGGACUUGUGGACGCCCAACUACUCUACAAGAACCAGCUAGGGAUAGUGAUGAUGAGGACUUCCGAGAUAAGGAUUUUGAUGUGGCAGCACUGGCUAGUAAUUUGAGCCAGGCAUUUCGAUGUGGGAUCUACACUAAUGAUGACAUUGAAGAGGCUCAAGUAUCUUUUGAACGAGAUGAUGAGGAUGUUUACUUCGAUGAUGAAUCUGCAGAAGUUGUUAUUUCAUCUUUGCGUCUGGGGGAUGACCAGGACAGCCCCCUCUUCACAAAUUCCAACUGGUUUGCUUUCGAAAAUGAUAGAGAGGUUGAUGAUCGGUUAACAAAUUCUCUCGCCUCAUCAUCACCAAAUUCGGAUGAGACAUCAGAUGAUGAGCCUGAUGAGGUGGUGGUUGGUGAAAACAACAACCUGAAUGACACAGCAACAUCUUUGCAAGAAGUAAUGGAUGUAGGAACUACAUCAGAAAGUAAAGCAACGGUUUUGGGAAAUGGUCCUGCUAACGAGCCCAAAGAAGGCAUCGGUAACUCGAGUAUAAGCGAGGGUGAGCAGUCACCAGGGUGGGUUGAAUGGAGGGAGACAUCAGAACCCAAAGUGGCUGCAGAUAUUUUGAACGGCAACAGUGGAACUGACAAAAAAAUGGAUGAAGUUGCACUAGAUGCAGAUGAGUGUGGGUCUCCGCUUGGAGGUGCAGCAAUUGACAGACGAAGUGGUGAUGCGGGAGGACCGACCAAUCUUCUUGUUGAAGAUCCAUCAGACACUGCUAAAGACAGUCUACUUGGUGGGGGGGAUUCGUCAGGAUCACCUAAAGUAAGUAACGAGUCAAGCUUGGAGCCACCUGGGAGUGAAGCUGCAGCUGAGAAUCCACAACAUGAGAAGGAUGUUGACCCAGGGAGGUGAAAUGGAGUUGGACGGCAGUAGCCAUAGAGUGGUUGUGAUAUGAUGGGGUGGAUGCCUCUGUGUGAGAGGUUGGUAACCUGCCUGCUGAGUCAGUUGCUGUAGCUUAAGAGCCAUUGUACAUGUUUUUUUUGGAGUAGGGGCUAUUUCAUUGAGGGGCAGAUAUAUGUUAUUUGUUCGGCCAUCCACUGUUAACCAAACCUGGCAAUGUACUAACGACAGCCCCCUCAUCUGUCAUAAGAAAGCUCUUGGGAGUUUAUCUCGA